Cajanus cajan (pigeon pea) is the source of this 3948-nucleotide messenger RNA. NCBI's taxonomy places the organism in Eukaryota, Viridiplantae, Streptophyta, Magnoliopsida, Fabales, Fabaceae. The record is from RefSeq and is a predicted model, not a curated record.
AUGUAUCAGCAGGGGCUUCCUGUGGCCUUCAGGACGCGUAGCUACAAGAAGGAAAGUGUGGUUAGGAGUGAUUUGAUAACGAGUCGGAAGAGGAAAAGGGUGGAUGAACAUCAUGAUGAUGACGACGACGUGGUUUUUGUUGAAGUAAAAUUAGAAGGUGAAGGGGGUGCAAGUGGGAAAGUUGAUUCUGGGCGUGGCGCUUCAUCUUCAUCACAUAGUUCUUUCAAGGGUGAAAGGGUAUCUGAAUUUUUGGGAGAGAAUGUGGAGGAGCCUAUUGAAAUCGAUGACAGUGAUGAUGAUGGAAGUGGUGAUGAAGAGGGGUUGAGGCCUUCCGAGAAGAGAGUUGAGGUUAGUGAAGAAGGGGGGAGCCAGGAGAGUAAAGGGUGUUCUGUGUUUGCUGAUAAAGUUGAGAACUUUGGUGAUCACCGAGGUAGUGGUGGACCUGAAGACCCUAUUUUAUUGACGGUUGAUGGGGAUAGUACGAGUGAAGAAGAAGAGGAGGAGGAUGAAGAAGAUGGCGUGGCAGGAAGUAGUUUAGAUGAUGAUGGGUAUGAUUUUCUUUUGUCUCAAACGGAGAGUGAGGAUGGUGAAACUAGUGAUGAAGAUUUUCAGGUUGAUGAUAAGAAUGAAUACUCGAGCGGUGAGGAUAAUGAUUCUUGGUGUGAGGAUCAUAGGGGGCGAUGCAGGAAGAUAGUGAAGGAGCGGGUGAGAAAGUUGGAGAGUGAAGCUGAAAGGAGAGGUGUCUGGAGAAGAAGGAAAGGUGAAAGGAAAGAUAAUGAACAGGGAGAGGAGUUGGAGGAACAAUUUAUGGGUGCUGAUUGUGCUAGUGCGACCUCUAGUAAAUCUGAGAUUUCUAAGGAUGAAGCAAAGAGAGUAGAAACUGUCAAUGCUGGUGCAAAAGUCUUUGGUGAUCACUGGGAAUUUUCAGGUUGUUCUAUGACAUCUGAAGCUAAAACAAUAGAAGAUAAGAAAAGAUAUAGAGCUCAUCAUAGUGACCAUGCUAAUGACUCUGUGAAUCUUGACAACGAAGGGAAAGAGCAUCGUCACCACAAAGAAACAUGCAUGAGAAGUGUUUCUGUAUUGCCAGAAAGCCAAGGGAAGACAGGGGAUUCAGCUAGAGUUGUAAUCAAGGAUGUCAAGAGGGGAAAGCCACAGCCGCGGGAAGAUUGGUUUAAUAGCAAUGAUCGGGAGAAGGUAAGUGUGGUGGAUGAUGAAAUUCGUGACAAAUAUCAUGAAGUCCUAAGGAUGCCAUCUAGAAGAAAGGUCCAAGGUUUUGAAUUCUUUACUGAGUGCUUUUGGGGUAAGCAUGAUUCAGAUAAAGAUGGUUCACAUGUGUUGGAAGAAAAGGAUAGUGAUGUUGGUCAUGAGGGUCAGAGUCAACCAUUAGCUUGUAGUGAGGUAAUCCCAUUAAAUUGGAACUCUACCAAGGAAGAACCGAUUGAAAAAUCAGAGUCUGAGAAGGAGUUAGAAAAGUUGUGGGAUGAAUUGGAUAUGGUGAUUCGAGGUGAAGAAAUUGGGUCCCAGGUUGGUAAUAUAGGGACAAAUGAAGCAAGAGAAAAUGAAGAAACUUCAGCCUUGCAUUGCAAGCAUGAUUUUAUUUUUAACGAGGAAAUUGGGAUACAGUGCAGAUGGUGUGGUUGGGUUGCCACUGAAAUCAAAUAUAUCACGCCACCAUUUGUUGAUUCUAAAAGAUCAGGUAAAAGGGUGUCAUCUGGUGGAGUGAACAACACCUCACAAUUUCAUGGGGAUCUGUUUGAUGAUUCUGGUAAAGACUCUAGGUCAGAGGCAGAUUUGUCUCGCAAUGAUGGCACAGUUUGGGAUCUUAUUCCUGAUAUAAAACAAAGCUUGUAUCCUCAUCAACAAGAAGGUUUUGAGUUUAUUUGGACAAAUUUGGAAGGAACCACUAACCUUGCCAAGUUGAAGAAGGUUGAUGCGAAACGUGAAGGUGGGUGUAUUAUUUCUCAUGCUCCUGGAACGGGAAAGACAAAGUUGACCAUGGUGUUUCUUCAGACAUAUUUGCAAGUGUUUCCAAAGUGUCUACCUGUUAUCAUUGCUCCUUCCAACAUAUUGCUUACCUGGGAAGAUGAGUUGAGGAAGUGGAAUAUUGGAAUUCCAUUCCAUAACAUGAACAAUGCUGUUUUAUCAGGAAAAGAACAUGGCAUUAAUGAAAUUGACUGGUUUGGCAAUCAGAGGCAGAAUAAGGAUGCCAUACGGAUGAUAAAGUUGUGUUCAUGGUACAAAGAGAAGAGCAUUCUGUUAAUCAGCUAUAAUUUGUAUGAGAAGCUAGCAGGAGGCAAGUCUGAAGUUGAUAUGGAGAAAGAGAAGAAAAAUAGAAAGGAGAAAAAAGAGAAGAAACGUGCAAGGACUAGGGAGAAAAUUGAAACUGCAAUUGGAAAGAUGGGAAAGGUUUUGCGUGAGUAUCCUGGUUUGCUAGUUCUUGAUGAGGGGCACACGCCUCGGAAUCAACAAAGUUGUAUUUGGAAGGUUCUUUCCGAAAGUAGAUCUCACAAGCGAAUACUUCUCUCGGGGACUCCUUUCCAGAACAAUUUUGUGGAACUCUACAAUAUUUUGUGCUUGAUGAAACCUUCCUUUCCUGACAGCAUACCACAAAAACUCAAGAAGUUUUGCCAGAGUAGACUAAGGCAGGAAAAGAAGUCUUCAAAAGAUUUCAGUUGGGAACCUGAUUGUUCUGGAAAUUCAGCUGAUGAGAAAAUAAAACAGCUAAAGUUGCUGAUGAAUCCAUUUGUUAAUGUUCAUAAAGGUAGCAUUCUUCAGAAGAACCUUCCUGGGUUGAGAGAUUGUGUUCUGGUUUUGAAGCCAGACAGUUUGCAGCAAGAAACUCUAGAGAGCAUUGAAUGUUCUCAAAAUGUACUGAACUUUGAACACAAGUUGGCCUUGGUCUCAGUCCAUCCAUCCCUUUUCCUUGACUGCUCUCUCUCAAAACAAGAAGAAUCUGUUGUGGACAAGGAUAAGUUGGAAAAUCUUAGAUUGAACCCUUAUGUAGGGGUCAAAACCAAAUUUUUGAUAGAGUUUAUAAGACUAUGUGAUGCAGUUAAUGAAAAAGUUCUUGUUUUCAGCCAAUUCAUAGAUACCUUAAGCUUAAUUAAGGACCAACUUGAGUCAGCCUUUAAUUGGUCUGUGGGAACAGAAGUGUUGUAUAUGUAUGGCAAGCUUGACCAAAAGCAAAAACAGUCCCUCAUUCAUAGCUUCAAUGAUGCAAAUAGCCAAGCAAAGGUGUUGCUUGCUUCUAUAAAAGCAUCUUCUGAAGGCAUUAACUUAAUUGGUGCUUCAAGAGUCGUUCUUCUUGAUGUUGUUUGGAACCCCUCAGUGGAAAGGCAAGCUAUUUGCCGAGCAUAUAGACUCGGACAAAAGAGGGUUGUUUACACUUACCAUCUUCUUGCACAGGGCACCCCUGAGUGCACAAAAUAUUGUAAACAAGCAGAAAAGAACCGGUUAUCUGAACUGGUUUUCUCUAAUAGAAAUGCUGAAAGUGAUAACCUCAAGAUUUCUGGAGUAAAGUUUGAGGAUAGAGUUCUUGAUAUUAUGGUUCAGCAUGAAAAACUCAAGGGUAUGUUUGGGGAACGUCUGGUUCAACCAUAGGAGAGAGAUUUGGAGACUUUGGGUUUGGGUCCAAGAUAUUUUGAUUACAAGAAUUUUUAAGUUAAAUCUGAUUGAAUCAUACUUUUUGUUUGUCUCACUAAAAUGUGAGCAAAACUACGGCAAAUGGUUGAAUGCGAAAGUUCAUUAUUGGCUCCAUUCUUUGAUCAUGCGUGUCAUAGUUGCACAAUCUAUUUCUUGAAGCUUUUGUGUGAUGUCUGAAUUUUAUUCUGUUCUCAAAUUGGCCUGUAUAAACCAGAUAACUGUUGGAACAACUCUAGACAGCCAGCACCUUAAAUGCAUUUGUAAACCCGAUUUCUGGAUUUUGAACUAUGUUUGGCCCAACUUGAA